Messenger RNA from Rattus rattus (black rat), 2763 nucleotides. It is a transcript of the gene Gan, whose product is annotated as gigaxonin. The transcript is spliced from 11 exons. The record is from RefSeq and is a predicted model, not a curated record. Bases 36 to 1829 code for a protein of 597 amino acids. Gene Ontology annotation, biological process: cytoskeleton organization. Gene Ontology annotation, molecular function: protein binding. Lineage: Eukaryota; Metazoa; Chordata; Mammalia; Rodentia; Muridae.
GCGGGUCGGGUGGCGGCGGAGGAGCGGGAGGCGCGAUGGCCGAGGGCAGUGCUGUGUCCGACCCUCAGCACGCCGCGCGCCUGCUGCGGGCGCUCAGCUCGUUCCGGGAGGAGGCGCGUUUCUGCGACGCGCACCUGGUCCUCGACGGCGAGGAGAUCCCGGUGCAGAAGAACAUCCUGGCGGCGGCCAGCCCGUACAUCAGGACAAAGUUAAACUAUAAUCCUCCAAAAGAUGACGGCUCUACUUAUAAGAUUGAACUUGAAGGGAUAUCGGUAACGGUUAUGAGAGAGAUCCUGGAUUACAUCUUCAGUGGGCAGAUCAGGUUGAACGAAGACACCAUCCAAGAUGUCGUGCAGGCAGCCGACCUGCUGCUGCUGACGGACCUCAAAACCCUGUGCUGUGAGUUCUUGGAGGGCUGCAUCGCAGCGGAGAACUGCAUCGGCAUCCGGGACUUUGCACUGCAUUACUGCCUGCACCACGUGCACUACCUGGCCACCGAGUACCUGGAGACCCACUUCCGAGACGUCAGCAGCACAGAGGAGUUCCUGGAGCUCAGUCCACAGAAGCUUAAAGAAGUGAUCUCUCUUGAGAAGCUGAAUGUUGGCAACGAAAGAUACGUGUUUGAGGCCGUGAUUCGGUGGAUAGCACAUGAUGUAGAGAUGAGAAAGGUCCACAUGAAGGAUGUCAUGUCGGCACUGUGGGUUUCAGGGCUGGAUUCCAGCUACCUACGGGAGCAGAUGCUAAAUGAACCCUUGGUACGAGAAAUUGUCAAAGAGUGCAGCAACAUCCCCCUCAGCCAGCCGCAGCAGGGGGAGGCCAUGCUGGCCAGCUUCAAGCCCAGGGGCUACUCAGAGUGCAUAGUGACCAUUGGAGGAGAGGAAAGAGUUUCACGGAAACCCACGGCGGCCAUGCGGUGUAUGUGCCCUCUCUACGACCCCAAUCGGCAGCUGUGGAUUGAACUGGCUCCUCUGAGCAUGCCAAGAAUUAACCAUGGAGUGCUUUCAGCAGAAGGAUUUCUGUUUGUGUUGGGGGGCCAAGAUGAAAACAAGCAGACACUGAGCUCGGGAGAGAAGUAUGACCCAGAUGCCAACACGUGGACUGCGCUCCCGCCCAUGAACGAGGCCAGGCACAACUUUGGGAUUGUGGAGAUUGAUGGAAUGCUCUACAUUCUCGGAGGGGAGGACGGUGACCGCGAGCUGAUUUCCAUGGAGUGUUACGAUAUUUAUUCAAAAACCUGGACGAAGCAACCUGACCUGACCAUGGUUAGGAAGAUUGGCUGCUAUGCAGCUAUGAAAAAGAAAAUCUACGCCAUGGGCGGAGGCUCCUACGGGAAGCUGUUCGAGUCUGUGGAGUGCUACGAUCCACGGACCCAGCAGUGGACUGCCAUAUGCCCACUGAAGGAGAGGAGGUUUGGAGCAGUGGCCUGUGGUGUUGCCAUGGAGCUGUAUGUAUUUGGAGGCGUCCGAAGUCGAGAGGACAUCCAGGGCAGCGAGAUGGUCACCUGCAAGUCUGAGUUCUAUCAUGACGAGUUUAAGAGGUGGAUCUACCUUAACGACCAGAACCUGUGCAUUCCAGCCAGUUCCUCCUUCGUCUAUGGAGCGGUCCCCAUAGGAGCCAGUAUUUAUGUUAUCGGAGACCUUGACACAGGUACCAACUAUGACUACGUGCGGGAGUUUAAGAGAAGCACAGGCACCUGGCACCACACGAAGCCACUCCUGCCAUCUGACCUCCGUCGCACAGGCUGUGCAGCCCUGCGCAUAGCCAACUGCAAGCUCUUCCGCCUGCAGCUGCAGCAAGGCUUGUUCCGCAUCCGGGUCCAUUCCCCUUGAGGAGGAAGAGGAGCCAAAAGUGAGAUCCUGCCCCAAGCGCAUCACGUGGCCGGACGGCAGCCAGCGCAGAGAAGCAGCCCCAUCUUGCUGUGCGCUGGGCUUCAGUAUGGUUACUCUUUGGUGGUUUUUUAAUGCUCAGGCUUCUGCCCUUGUCUGGAGACCGUGUACUGUUGAAAAACUACCUGGGAGGACUCAGUUCCUCCAGCCUGAUGCGUCCGUAACCAAGGCUAUCGAAUGUCCUAAGAGGAGGGUGUGGGGUUGGUGUCGUGUGAAAUAUGAAAGUUAAAACCCUGAGGUGCAUUUUCCCAGAGGGAACUCUUACCUGACUGACUGCCGCGUUCCAGUGUGUGUGUCUGUGGUAAACCAAACAGCAGAAUCUGAAUAUGCAAGCCAACAUACGAGGCCAACAUACAAGGUGGUUCUUGCGUUGCCUGUGGAGGGGAGGAUGCCUAGCUCCACGCAGAAGUUGAGGUUUGUGCAGUUACUUUCCACUCAUUACUAGUGCUCUGUCUUCAGCCUCUUAAAAACUAUAUUCUGAUGAAUUGAAACUAAGACUAAACUAUCUGGCAACAGUCUGCCUUAGUCAAGAUCCAGUCACCCAAGGAGCUCAAGUUGGAAGGCUCCGUGUGAGCGUAAAGGAGCUGCUCACUGUAAAAGAUCCUGGGCCAGGCCGAGACAGUUCUGGGUGGUGCUGUGAGAGCGGGGGAGCUCAGUCAGACCGUUCUUCCUUUCCACCUGGAAAAGCAAAACCAUUUCUACGCCCCGGGCUGUCAGUGCAGAGGGGACUUUAGACAGAGUCAGGCAAAUGUGCGUUCUGCUGUGACUAAAAUCAAUGAAGCAUUAAUAGGCAAAGCUGUCGAGAUAAUGUGUAUAGGGAUCAAAAGGUCUUCAUCCCACCUGUCCGAAAGCACACUCAGACCUGGUCACUGCUGCU